Oppiella nova is the source of this 306-nucleotide messenger RNA. The record is from the annotation of a GenBank genome assembly. Lineage: Eukaryota; Metazoa; Arthropoda; Arachnida; Sarcoptiformes; Oppiidae.
AUGAGCCACAAGUGGGUGUCGGAGCUGUUUGUGGGUGUGAGGGGUGGCAACAGGGCGUCCCUCUCGCGGGCCAUCACAGUCGUCGAGUCGUCGAAACGGUCGGCGCAAAGACGACAACUCCUGAGACAAGUGAAUGACCACAUCGUGAGCACCCGACCCAAGACGUUACGGCUGGGCAUCAGUGGAGGUCCCGGUGCCGGCAAAUCCACAUUCAUCGAGGCGUUUGGCAUGAAUUUGAUCGACAAGUACGACAAGAAGGUGGCGGUGCUCGCCAUCGACCCCUCCUCUGCCAUCAAUGGCGGCUCC